Messenger RNA from Erpetoichthys calabaricus (reedfish), 6467 nucleotides. It is a transcript of the gene igsf9ba, whose product is annotated as immunoglobulin superfamily, member 9Ba. Gene Ontology annotation, molecular function: protein binding. The record is from RefSeq and is a predicted model, not a curated record. The transcript is spliced from 21 exons. Bases 219 to 4673 code for a protein of 1484 amino acids. Gene Ontology annotation, biological process: cell-cell adhesion. NCBI's taxonomy places the organism in Eukaryota, Metazoa, Chordata, Cladistia, Polypteriformes, Polypteridae.
UGCUGGCUCGCUGGUUGCAGGUGCUCUGGUUGUCUGGAGUGGGGGGAUGCGAAAGGGAUGGCGGAAUGAAAGCCGAGAAAGUGAGCAGGGCAUGAGAAGAGGGAGCGUAGCCGGGGAUUGCACGAUCAACGUCCUGGGAGGGCUCGACCAUGCACCCUGUACCGAGAGGAGGGCACUUCCAGAUAUGAUGAGGUCCCUUUCUGGACGGCGAUAGUACUAUGAUUUGGUAUGUGGUCACUUUCAUAGCAAGUGUGAUCAGCACCCGAGGACUGGCAGCUCAAGGUGCCCACGGAAUCCGUGAGGAGCCUCAGUUUGUGACGGCUCGGGCCGGCGAUACCGUCGUCUUGGGAUGUGACGUGGUCCACCCAGUAAGUGGCCAGCAACCUCCAUAUGUGGUGGAGUGGUUCAAGUUUGGAGUUCCAAUACCUAUCUUCAUCAAGUUUGGAUUUUAUCCUCCUCAUGUGGAUCCAGAGUAUGCUGGUAGGUCUAGUCUGUUUGGCAAAGCUUCUCUACGCAUCGAACAGGUGCGAUCUGACGAUCAAGGCUGGUAUGAAUGUAAAGUCCUGAUGUUAGACCAGCAGUACGACACCUUUCAUAAUGGCAGCUGGGUACACCUCACAGUGAAUGCCCCCCCUACUUUCACGGAGAUACCCCCCCAAUAUGUAGAAGCCAAGGAGGGAGGCAGCAUCAUCUUGACAUGCAAUGCCUUUGGAAACCCUAAGCCAGUUGUUAGCUGGUUGCGUGAAGGACAGCUUCUUGGGAAUGAUGAGAAAUAUAAGGUGAGUGAUGGCAGCUUAACAGUUCACUCUAUCAGCCGUGAGGACAGAGGAGCCUAUACCUGCCGAGCCUACAGUGUCCAAGGAGAAGCUGUCCACACAACUCGCCUGCUUGUUCAAGGACCUCCUUUCAUCGUGUCGCCACCUGAGAACAUAACUGUAAACAUAUCCCAGGAUGCCCUUUUUACAUGUCAGGCAGAAGCGUACCCUGGCAACCUGUCCUACAUCUGGUUUUGGGAGGAAGACAACGUCUUCUUCAAGAAUGACUUGAAGCUAAGGGUGCGCAUUUUGAUUGAUGGAACCCUCAUCAUCUUCCGGGUUAAGCCAGAGGAUGCUGGGAAGUAUACCUGCAUUCCCAGCAACAGCCUGGGUCAGUCUCCAUCAGCUUCAGCUUUCCUCACAGUGCAGUACCCUGCAAGGGUUGUGAACAUGCCACCUAUUAUUUACGUCCCCAUUGGAAUGCCAGGAUACAUACGCUGCCCAACAGAUGCCAACCCACCAGUGAUGUCUGUCAAGUGGAACAAAGAAGGUCGUCCUCUGAGAGUUGAGAAGUACCCAGGAUGGACUCAGAUGGAGGAUGGAAGCAUCCGUGUAGAAGAGGUGACGGAGGACUCACUCGGCACUUACACCUGCGUGCCUUAUAAUGCUCUGGGCACCCUGGGACAGUCGCCCCCUGCCCGAUUGGUGCUAAAGGACCCCCCUUACUUCACGGUGCUACCAGGCUGGGAAUACAGGCAGGAGGCUGGGAGAGAGCUAGUUAUCCCUUGUGCUGCUGCCGGAGACCCAUUUCCAGCCAUCACAUGGAGGAAGGUAGGGAAGCCCAGCAGAAGCAAGCACAAUAUUCUUCCGAGCGGCAGCUUACAGUUCAAAUUUCUCAGCAAGGAAGAUCAUGGAGAAUGGGAAUGUGUCGCCACCAACGUUGUAACAAGCAUCACUGCCAGCACUCACAUUCUCGUAAUUGGCACAAGCCCUCACGCCCCUAUCAACGUGCGCGUGUUGGCCUCGACCAACUCUGCGAAUAUUACUUGGGAGCCCGGCUAUGAUGGUGGAUUUGAGCAGACAUUCUCAGUUUGGUAUGGCCCUGUGGUGAAGAGAGCUCAGUUUGGACCUCAUGAUUGGCUGUCACUGCCAGUGGCCAGUAGUUUAACCUGGCUACUGGUGGAAGGCCUUGAACCUGAGACAGCCUACCAAUUCAGUGUUCUAGCUCAAAAUAAACUGGGCACAGGGCCCUUCAGCGAGGUCGUCACUGUGAACACGUUAGUAUUCCCAAUUACUACCCCUCAACCAAUGGUGCUGCUCUCACCACCAAGGUGCCUAACAGCCAAUCGCACGGGUCAAGGAGUUUUACUUUCAUGGCUUCCGCCUGCCAAUCACAGCUCACCAAUUGAGCGCUACAUCAUGGAGUACCGAACAGGUGAAAGAUGGGAUAUUUUAGAAGAUUCUAUUCCUGGAGGAGAGAAUGAAUUGUUGGCUCGUGAUCUGGCUCAGGACUCAUGGUUUGAAUUUCGAGUUAUGGCUGUCAUGGAAGAUCUUGUCAGUGAGCCAAGUAAUGUUGUUGGAGUUUCUAGCUCAGAUCUCUUUCCUCCACCGGAACUACCCGAGGAAGGACUGGCACGCCCUGUGGUAGCAGGGAUUGUAGCCACUAUUUGCUUUCUUGCAGCUGCAAUUUUGUUCAGCACCUUGGCAGCGUGUUUUGUGAAUAAGCAGCGCAAACGCAAGCUAAAACGGAAGCGAGAUCCUCCUCUUUCAAUAACUCACUGCAGAAAAAGUGUUGAGACUCCGACUCCUCUUACCCCACUGCCUGGUAGUGAGCCCUGUUGGGAGGGGAUUGACGGGAGCAGCAGCAAGCUCCCCCACAGCCCCCAAUCUUCCUCUGGUAAAGUAAGUCCAGAGAGCAUUCGGACUCUAAGAGCACCAUCAGAAUCCUCUGAGGAUGGACAGAGUCCACAGGUGAAAAAAAUGUUAAGCCCCAGCAAAGAAAGAGAGCUUUCACUUUAUAAGAAGACCAAAAGAGCAAUAACCAGCAAGAAGUACAGUGUCUCAAAGCAUGAAGCUGAAGCGGAAGCAACAACACCUAUUGAACUAAUAAGCAGGGGGCCCGAUGGCCGGUUUGUAAUGGAACCUUCUGAUAUAGAGUCUGCUGUUAAGCCCCGCAGAAUCGAAGGGUUCCCUUUUGUGGAAGAGUCAGAUAUGUACCCUGAAUUUCGACAGUCAGAUGAGGAGAAUGAUGAUAUGGGACCUUUGCCUCCAGCUGUGGCUGCUCUUAAAUCUCAGCUCUCUCCUCUUUCUUCUAGUCAAGAGUCUUAUCUUCAACCUCCAGCCUACAGCCCAAGGAUACAGAGGCCAUUGGAAGGAAUAAGCUUAAUGGAGAGCAGCAGGCUACAGGCUACCGGACAAAUCAGGGCCCCAACCCAUCACCGGGGCUUCCAGCAUGGCCAAUUCUACACCUACAUAGGCAGUCCUGGGGAUCCUGAUCCCCCGCCACCCUUCUACAUGCCUGAUAUCAGCCCACUGAGCUCAGUGAUGUCUUCUCCGCCUCUUCUACCAGAGGGUCCUUUUGGGCAUCCAACUAUCCCAGAGGAAAAUGGGGAAGGUGAGAUGCCACACUACACUGCCUCCAGCAGCACCCUGCCUCUGACACACACACCUACUUCCGGGCAUUCCCCAGAACUAUGGAGACGUCCAGAUUUUCCUAUUGCAAGCCUUGAAGGACAUUCCUUGAUGUUUGAUCCCCAUCUUCCUCUACACCACCACCACCUUCGUCGGGAUCUGCCAGACCCUCCACCUCCUCCUCCUCAUGUUCAUGGUUUUCCCAGAGGAAAUUUCCCUCCUUCUUCUCUCCAAGUCCCUAUUGUUCCUUACCCUGGUGUGCUGCAGUUGGAGGCUCCAAAGAGCCAACCAGGCAAGUCUCCAAGCAAGGUUAAGCCCUCCAGCUUCAUAGUCAAGCAUCUACCUAUGCAAGAGGCAAAGAGUCAAGGGCAGCUAAGACAUACCAACCAUGGUAUGGGUGUACCAGUUUUGCCUUACCUUGAUCCAGCAGUCCACAUGGGAGGCCCAAGCAGCACAAGCACAUUUGGUGGCCUAGACACCCUGUGGUAUGAGCCUAAGCCUCGGCAAAGCCCAAGGCUGAUGCGCCGGGCUGAGCCAAGCUUACACCAGGUUGUCCUACAGCCAUCACAUCUUUCCCCCCUCACUCAGAGUCCUCUCAGUUCUCAUGAGGGUUCUCCUGAGCUUGCUGCUCGUCCCCGGCCGCGACCUGGUUUCAUUCAGCCCUCCAUCCCUCCAGAGAUGUCGGAAAUCACUCUGCAACCCCCAGCAUCUGUCAGUUUUUCCAGGAGGUCAUCACCCUCCUCUUCUCCAGCCCAAGGGACGGGCAGCAGGAGGGCCAGCCCUAGCUAUCGGCCACAGCUUGCUUUUGCAACAACAGCCACAAGUUAUCCCUCCCAGUCUCCGUCUCCCCCCAUGGAGAGCAGCAGCAUUUUUGGGCAGAUUCCACCCCAGAGAAGAACAGAUGAGGAGAUCCUUCCUUCAGAAUCCUCACCUCCACAAUUUUCAGCUUCAGGGAAACGUUUAGUUACACCAAGUUCUGCUGCUGCAUCUGAGAGGUUUGAAGCACUGAGAUACCAACGGAUUAAAAAACCCAAAAAGGUCAACAAUGAUACUUCAAGGUCCAGGAAAAAAACAACUGUGCCUUCCUCUCAGAUACAGCAGCCACGUGCCUCUCAGGUACUCCGGCCCGAAGAAGCUCUCUACCUCCGUAAGAAGAAGAAAAGAUCCAUUCAACAGGAUCCAUAUGCUCGCUUCUCCGCCCUGCUUUAUCGGCGCCGGCCAGAGGACCAGAAGGCAAUCCUGGCCAGCAUGGACAUGGCUGACCCUGAUCAUGCCACCCUACUAUAAAGUCAGUCCGUUGCAGCAAUUCUAAUUCAUCGGCCAGCCCCCUGUGUAGGGUGCUGCCAAUGGUUUUUACUCUCUCUCUUUCUCUCUUCUAAUAUCAUAACAAUCAGCUGUAUUCACCACGCAUUUGUAGACAUGUAAAUGCAUUUCUAUCCUUUGUAUUUCCAGCUUGCCAAAUGCGUGAUGAGUAAAAGCUAUUUAUGGGAAAGUUCUAUAGUUAUGCCAAAAAUAAGAAAGCUCUUUUAAAUAACAUCAACAUACUGUACUGUAUGCGGACUAUAGGAUUUUGUGCCAUUGCGUAUCAUAGUAUUUUUACCAAGGAGAGCAGCAUUGAGACUAGGUUCAUGGCGGCCUGUUCUGUCUUUUGUUAAGCACCACAUGUUGAUUUUAUAUUAUUCCCUUUACUUUAUUUUGCUACAGUAUAGAAUUACUUUUAUUUACUCUUUCAAUUUCUUUAAAUAAUGGCUUCAUGGUUUUAACCUCAGCCAUUCCAUCUUAUAACCAAAUGUGGAGAUUGUAAAAUGCUUCUAGCCAGCUAACAGGCCGUACAGACCUAUGUCUUAUAUGCAAUAAUCUCCAGUUAUUCAACAGAUUUCUAAUUCUGGAUUUUGUUAGCUGAAAUUUUUUUUCUUAUUAUUUAUUUUUGUAUUAGUUUCAAACAUGUGAUGGUGCUGUUAGAAAUAAAACUAAACUCACGUGACAAAGUACAAUAUAGUGUUCUUCUGAACUCUUAAAAGUAGUGAAUGCUCCUAGCCAGUUUCAAGCAGUACACCAGUAGGCUGUCAUUUUUUAUUGUUAUUUUUGAUAAAAAAAAAAACUAUUUUACAAUGCCACAUAUGAAAUAUUGAAAAGAAUAUUUCAGUUUUUUCCAAAUGUGGUAAGUAGGAGCAUUAAAGCUUGACUGUUUUUAGGGGAAUUGGGCCUCAGGUUUAAUGUCUGUUACAAUGAACCAUUUUGCCAUCCAAGUGCCCCUCCCAGCAAAAGCAGAUGUUCUCUUCAAGCAUUGAUUUCUUUCUUUUUUUAUCUUCUUUUCAGCAUCUGACAUCUAAAUUUCACUUUUGGAUUAAAAACUUGCAAACUGAGUUAUUCUCAACUGUCAAACAGGGUGACUUUGCCUUUUAUUUUAUUUUAUUUUUUUUUUUGUAAUUGAAAGCUAAUGCAGCUUAAUUCUACAUUACAGUUCUGUAAUAGGAUUGUGAUUGGAACCAUGUUUAAAUCUCCAGGUGCUGUUUUUUGGUUUUUAGUGUUAAAGAAGUUUGGACUUCAGAGGUUUCUUCUGAGUGGAUUGUUCAGUCUAAAUAUGAACUUUUUAUAUUUGUAAAAUUAGGACUGAAUUUUCUGUUUGUUUGCUUUUGUUUUUUUUCCUUUUCUUUCACAUUGCUAAUAGUAGUGGUGGGCCAUUGGCCAGAUUAACUUUGAAGCAUAAUCAUUUUAAUAAUUUUGCUCUGAACAUGUCAGCUACCACAUACUGAAUGAUACUUGUAAUUAGUCAUUUGACAAUGUUCUACAUAUAGUAAGUUCACAAGAGAGUCACAGUGUUUAUUGUGAUACCUCAGUAGUAAUUCCAGGGUAGAUAGCCAGUCUAUUUAGAAGAUUUGUUAGGGUCAGUAAACAAACCUUUUUUUGUGUUCCACAUAUGUUCCUCUAGGUUUGGGAGGGAAAAGCAUUUUUACCUAAUGUAGGCAAGACAACUUGAGAUUACUAAAAAACCCAAAAAAAUAGCCUUUGAAAUCAUCCUCAAAUCAGAGUCAGCAUUAAGCGUGAAUAAGGGUUAGAGAAGUGUUGCCUUUGACAUCA